This is a messenger RNA of Clarias gariepinus (North African catfish), 6686 nucleotides long. It is a transcript of the gene efr3bb, whose product is annotated as EFR3 homolog Bb (S. cerevisiae). Gene Ontology annotation, cellular component: plasma membrane. The coding region runs from base 641 to 3247 and encodes 868 amino acids. Lineage: Eukaryota; Metazoa; Chordata; Actinopteri; Siluriformes; Clariidae. The transcript is spliced from 24 exons. Gene Ontology annotation, biological process: protein localization to plasma membrane. The record is from RefSeq and is a predicted model, not a curated record.
AAUAACAAUCAAGUGCAUUUUAUAUAAAAACGUGUGAUAAGAAGCUACAUUAGAGUCAGCGCAAAUAGUGGCUUGGCCAGAGAGGAAAUUAGAAUCCUAAAAAGAUAUCUUACCUGAGAGUUUGUCUCUUAAUAAAACCAGCUCUGAUUGAACCUGAGAAAAAGUUCACGGUCUUGUUGGACUUGAAUUUGUAGCAGUCUCUCAUUGCUGUAGCGCAGCCCAGUGAUUUUUUUCUCUCUCUCUUUUUUUUUUUCUCUUGCCUAAUUAACAAACAUCUCACUGACACAAUGCCAUUCACUGUGCCACCUCACACAUUGUCCUCUUGGCCACUGAGAAAAACUGAAAGGGGACGACGGAACGAGGCGAGUGAUGUUUAAAGCUCCUGUGUGAGACGCAGAGCUGUAGUCGUCGCUCAGUAGAAGUUGAAAAGUUUAAACCGUCUGAUUUUAAACCUCGUGUUUUUUUUUUUGUUUUUUUUUUGCAUUUUGGAAAAGUUUGAGCCAUCUGGGUCUUGGAUUUCCAUCCGGCUCUUUACACACCUUGUGCUAGACAUUUUACAGUUUGAAAAAAAACUUUUUUUAGUUUAAUAUUUACACACCUAGUUGUAUUGGUAAUCUAAAAGUAAGUUUAAAAAGUCAGGAUGCUUGCGCCGACGCCCGCUCUCGAGCCUCACACCACACACAGGCUGGCACUGGACUGUCGGAGCUGGCUGGAUCAUCGCCAGGCCCAGGGGGUGUGUGGUUGUUGCUGUGGGGCUUUCAGGCCCCGCUACAAGAGGCUUGUUGACAACAUAUUUCCAGAAGAUCCAGAGGACGGCUUGGUGAAGGCCAACAUGGAGAAGCUGACGUUCUACGCUCUGUCUGCUCCAGAGAAGCUGGACCGAAUAGGAGCCUACCUGUCUGAGAGACUGUGCCGCGAUGUCGCCAGACACAGAUACGGGUACGUGUGUAUUGCGAUGGAGGCCCUGGAUCAGCUCCUGAUGGCGUGCCACUGUCAGAGCAUUAACCUCUUCGUGGAGAGUUUCCUAAAGAUGGUGCGCAAACUCCUGGAAGCGGACAAGCCCAACUUGCAGAUACUGGGAACCAACUCGUUUGUCAAGUUCGCCAACAUCGAAGAGGACACUCCCUCGUACCAUCGCAGUUACGAUUUCUUCGUGUCGCGCUUCAGUGAGAUGUGCCACUCCAACUUUGAAGAUCCGGAUAUCCGCACCAGAAUCCGCAUGGCUGGUAUAAAAGGGCUGCAGGGAGUGGUGAGGAAGACGGUCAACGAUGAACUGCAGGCGAACAUCUGGGAUCCGCAGCACAUGGACAAGAUCGUGCCGUCUCUGCUGUUUAACCUGCAGUCUGGAGAAGGCACGGAGAGUCGCUCCCCGUCUCCUCUGCAGGCCACCGAGAAGGAGAAGGAAAGCCCGGCCGAGCUGACGGAGCGCUGUUUCCGGGAGCUUCUCGGCCGAGCCGCCUACGGCAACAUCAAGAACGCGGUCACUCCCGUCCUCAUGCAUCUGGAUAAUCACUCUCUGUGGGAAGGAAAAACCUUCGCAGUGCGCUGCUUCAAGAUCGUCAUGUACUCUAUUCAGUCUCAGCACUCUCACCUGGUUAUCCAGCAGCUCCUGGGUCACCUGGACGCUAACAGUAAGACCUCGGCUACGGUGCGCGCCGGGAUCGUGGAGGUUCUCCUGGAAGCAGCCGCUAUAGCAGCCAGCGGGUCUGUAGGCCCCACUGUGCUGGAGGUGUUCAACACUCUCCUCAGGCAUCUGAAACUCAGCGUGGACUACGAGCUCAGCGGGUUUUACGAUGCCACCAGCGCGGGCAACAAAACCGUCAACGAGCACGAGGAGAGGCAGCUCCAAGAAGUCGUCAUAAAAACCAUCGGUUCCUUUGCCAGCACUCUGCCUACGUACCAGCGCUCUGAAGUGAUGCUCUUCAUCAUGGGCAAGAUCCCCAUUCCUGGAAUGCACCUUACACUGCCACCUACAGGCUCUGGGUCUGAGGGUGACAGGAUGAUUCAGGUCAUGCUGCUGAAGUCUCUGAGACAGGUGACGUGCGGCUUCCAGAGCACGAACAUGCUGACGGCUCUUCCCAGCUCGUUUCUCGACCCGCUCCUGUCCUUCGCGCUGCUGGAGGACGCGCACAUCCGCCUGCUCGUCCUGGAAAUCCUCGUCAGCCUCAUCGAUCGCCACGAAAACCUCCCCAAGUUCUCCAGCGUCAGCAUCAUCCCUGAUAUAUCCGUGCUUAAACUCAAGAUGGAGAAGUGUUCCCGUCAGGACAACCUCUUCAUGAAGAAACAUGCCCAGCAGCUGUACAGACACAUCUACCUGUCGUGUAAGGAGCAGAGCAGCGUGCAGCCGCACUUCGAGAUGCUCUACUCUCUCCUCGCUCUGAUCAGCAUCGAGCUAGCUAACGAGGAGGUGGUGGUCGAUCUCAUCCGCCUCGCUCUGGCCCUGCAGGACUUGGCUUUAGUCAGUGAGGAGUCGUUGCCAGUGUUUAACCGUUGUGCGGUUCACGCUCUCACCGCUGCGUACCUCAACCUGAUCUGCCAGCUCACCACCCUGCCUGCCUUCUGCCAGCACGUCCACGAGGUCAUUGAGAUGAGACAGAAGGAAUCGCCGUUUCUUUUGCCAGAAGAUGUCUUCAUCGAGCGUCCAAAGGUCCCUGAGACGCUGGAGAAGCCGGCAGGAGAAGCUCUGUUCCUGCAGGCCAAGAUCGCCGAGGUGCUGGGAGGAAGCGGUUACAACACCGAGAGACUCGCCACACCGUACAUACCUCAGUUCACAGAUGAUGAUCGGCUGUCGAAGAGGAAGAGCAUCGGGGAGACGAUCUCUCUCCAGGUGGAGGUCGAGUCCAGGAACAGUCCAGAGAAAGAGGAGAGAACACCAGCGGAGGAAAUCACAUUCGAAGCACUUAAGAACGCCAUAGUGGACAGCGUAGGGAUGGAGGAGCAGGAGCGCGAGCGGAGGAGGCAGGUGGUGGAGAAGUUCCAGAAGGCUCCGUUCGAGGAGAUCGCCGCACACUGUGGAGCGAGAGCUACGAUGCUCCAGAGCAAACUCAGCCAGAUCUUCGAGAUCACCAUCAGGCCUCCUCCCAGUCCAUCAGGCACCAUUACAGCCAGCUACGGGCAGACGCAGACCCGCUCCGUCCCUAUCUACGAGAUGAAGUUCCCAGACCUGUGCAAGCCUCCAGCGUGUUUUCUUUGCACUGUGACUGACAAUGACACGACCACGCCUCGGUGCGAAGAGAAAAGCCAGUGAGGUGCCAUUACUUUUACUCCACAGCCUUCUGCUCAGAUCCGGUGUCGUCCGCCAUGUUUAACGAUCGUCUCGUCUCCUGAAAGUACUGGAUUAAUAUUAUUUUUUUUAAGCAGAUAUGCAUGUUAUGGCCAAGUUUUAAUUUCUUGUUUUAAAUUUUAAAUAGUGUUGUUUCAUGACUCGGUUCACGCGGUAAUUGACAGUUUUGUUCAAUUUCUCACACCUCCUUAUUGGUGCUACUUUUACAGUGUUGGAAAUGUGGACAUCCUGAACAUUGAGGGGGGAAAAAAAAACUCGCCAUCAGGCGCCAUGAGUGAGAGAUUUUUUGUUUUGUUUUUCAGAGUCGUAACCGAAUCCUUUUCUCCAGAUUUAGCCACAGGAACGAUCUCAACACAGAUUCGCACUUUGCAUUAUUUACUUAUACACACGCACAUGUGCUCAAGGAUAUUUGUUUGGGCGUAAACAGGGCUUUAAAAAAAAAAAAAAUAGAAUUGCACUGAACAUAAUCUAACUGCAUACAGUAAAAGACUGACUGAAUUAUAAUAAAUUUUUUUUCAUUUUAAAGCAUCCAUAGGAAACUUUUCUUAUGGUUUAAUGACAGUAGUUAUGACAAGCGAUCUUAAAACUGUAAAUAUGCUCGUAUGAACAGAAAUUUUAGUUUUAAACCGCACUGACUUUUCUAACGUAGAGCUAGCGUGCGUACAGGUGAAAGCGCGUGCGCGCGUGCGUGUGUGCGCGUGUACGUGUGUGUGUGGUGCUGCGCUCCAAUGAAGAACUAACCAGCAUGACAUGACCACCAUCACACGAACCUGGAGCACGAACAAUAGUUUAUGGAUUGCUGCAAGCUCCGUCGAGAUACAGUACGGACGAAAGCACCGAUGUACAGUAGUGUUCUCACACGUCUUGUGUCCGAAACGUGACGUUCGAGUGCAUGUUUUAGCAGUUAAUCAACAUUCUAUGAAGAACAUAAUCGUUAUUUUUUUUUCUUUUUCUUUAAUGACGUACUGCACAUACACAGGAAAACCACGCUGUUAAUUUUUUUUAAUAUAGUUGUGCGCUUGUCAGUAAUGGUUGGCUGUUUUUUAAAAAGAUGAAGAGAUUUUCUUCUGUGUGGUUUUAAAUGCGAAUUCGAUCGUUUUAUCAUGCGUAUGAUUGUGUGAGCGUUUUUAUCGCCGUUACAGCGUGACUUUAUGUUCUCGUUACUGAUGUGUCUCGUUCCUGUGUGUCUCUGUUUUACAAAUGAAGCCAUGAUCCUAAUGAAGCUAAAAACUCAACACCGAAGGUGGCACAAUUGUCAUUCUACCUUUUUUUUUUGUUGUUGUUGUAGUUGUUGUUCAGAUGUGGGUCAAAAAUUUAAACAAUCUAAACAUACACAAGCGUUAUUUAGACUUAAAGUUUAAAGUAUUAACAAUUUUACACUACACAGUGAUAGAAUGGGAAAUGGUCAUGGACUGCUGCUGGUUUCUCAUUAUAUAAUUGUUUAUUUGACUUUUAUGGUAAUAUGAUUUGGAUUUGUUAGGGAUUUUUUUUUGGUAAUUGUUUUGUGAAUUUGUUUUUUAAUAAUAUUAUUAUUAUUACUUAUCACACAUGAAGUUAAAUGGAAUAUACAUCUAUGCUUUGAUUGGUCAGAUAUAAGGCUUAGUUUAAGACCUGGCUCUGCUUAAAAUUCUAUAUCAAGACUAACUAUUAUAAUUAUAAUUAAUAUUCAGAUUUUAAAUUUAUGAAGCUCUACCUUUUGUGUUAUUGUAAGAAAUGAAAUCUGUGGUACUACAAUCAGAAAAUUUAAUUUUACACAUUUGGAUUUUUAUGCUUUUAAUUUCUUAUUUAAUUUCUUAUUUUUUAAGUUCUAGUUUUUACUGAGUAUACAGUAACUAUACUAUACUGGUUGCAUAGUUGACUUUGAGUUAAAAUUCUACUAAUUGGCAUAAAUAAAGUUUAAAAUUAAACUUUAAUAACUUUAAUUUGCUGCCACAAAGUUAAUUUCAGGAAUUAUUAGAAAUAAUUUUUAAAUAGAGAUUAUGAAAAAUAUUAACACUGCAUGAUUGGCUCAUUGCAGCUAAAGCAGAAUUUUUUUUUUAAUAUGUUAAUAAACUUGAAUCUUAACUUAAACUUAUUCUGAAUUUGAAAUUGAUCGUGCUAUAAAAAAUUUAUUCUGAAUUGAAAUAAAAAAAAAACUGACUUUGAAACCUUGCAUAGCAAAUUGUAGUCUCAAAAUACAGUUUCAGUUUUGAUUCAAAAGUCAAAAAUAUUAAUGUUUUAGCGUUUUUUCCACUUGAUUGUAGUGCCACAAUUUUCAUUAUUUCCCCCCCAAAUUUAUUUAUACUUGUUUGUUUAUGGGAAUUUGCAUAACCGUACCAAAAUUCUAAUUGAGAUUUAAUCACAAAAUUUUCAUAAUUCUCAUAAUUGAGAUUUACUAAAUUUCACAUCCAAAUUCUAGCAGGACAAACACUCUUAACACAUUUUCUUAUAUAAAAAAAGGGUUAUGUUGGGUUAAGUUUGAAUUCUGAAACAUGAAAAUGUAAUAUAAAUGCAAAAAUCUGAAUUUUACUGCAGUUUAAAAUUUUAUAAUAUACUCUAGAUAUAGAAAUAUAAAAUACUGAACUUAAACUGACGUGCAAUUGAUUAAGCUUGUCUGAACGCCUAAGUGGAUGUACUGAAGUGUUUGUCAAAAACUGAACUGAACAGGAAACUGAUCAUAUGUGUGGAAAAGCACAUUCUAUUAUUUACUAUUUUUAGUUUUGCCAAAUUGCAGGCAUUAUUUUGUCUGAAAUUACCUGCAAGUUUCCUAAAGCAAAAUAAAAAAUGUCAAUUAAUAGCUUGACCAAAUGCUUUUAAGAAAUUGUGUGCUUUAUUUUGAGCUGAAAUGAUCAAUCAUUCAAAAAUGCUUAAAGAAAAUUUAAAACCAAAUUUCUAACAUGCUUUAAAUUUGUUUUAUAAACACAAAAUUCAAAUUUAAUUCGAAAUUUAAUUUUAAAUGAAUUAAUUUCCUUCAUUAAAAUAGAAUUUUCUAAUGGCAUAGGUCAAUCCCCACAGAUUUAAGUCAAAUGAAAAUUUCCUUUAGCGAGUAAAUUAAUUUCUCAUUAUUAUUUGUACAUGGCUAUUAACAGUGGUGUGCGUUUUAUUAAGUUUAAAAAAAAUUUUUUUGUAAAACUUGUGACCGUUUUUUUUUUGACUGCAUUAAAACUUCACCAAGCGUAGCUCAUUUCCUGUUUUCAUGUAAAACUGAAAUGUUCAGUAAUAAAUCUGGGAAUUGUAUGAGAAUAUUCGUGUCCCACUGAGACAAAGCGAGACAGGACAGGUUGUCUGGUGUUCACGUUGCCGUGUAAAUGUUCAACAUGGAAAAUAAUGCUCAUGUCAGUCACGUCAUGGAGCUUGUACACAAAUAGACAUUGUUUUUAUGUGUCAGUUCAACAGCUGCUCAAUAAAACAUGUUCAUUCAUGA